GGUGGUACAUCCUAGUGGUGGCUGAAAGCAAUGGGCUGAACCUCUGCUUGGGGGUUAACUCUCACACACAGCGCAGUCCCCCACACACACAGAGCCAUGCCCAACGCCGAGAGACCGACAGCGCUCGCGGGCUGCCAGAAGAUAACUUCAAAGUUGGCUCCGGUGUGAGCGCGCGAGCCUCGUAGGAAGAACGACACUGAAUGCCUUUUUUUUUUCAUUCGGAGAAGAAGCCGUGUGUUGCGUGUUUGUUCACCAAAUAUCCACAAAAGACACUUUUGGAGAGCGCACCGAGGCGUUCGGCGUCACCGGGAGGUAAAACGCUGCACGAGGAGGAGGAAGAAGAGGACGAAGUGAAGUUCUUUACGAGCAAAAGCAGCGAAGUGACCUGUCUUUAGUGGACGAAAUGACUCUUUGAGCACAUUUACUUUGUUGUGGUAACUGAGAGGAGGACUGUUGCUAGUCGUGGCGGCGCUUUUCCCGUAAGUCGCGCGUCAAAGUUUGGAGAGCGGAGCUGCGCCAUCAGAAAAAAAAACCCUGUUAACAAUUAACUGCUUUUGUCAAGAACUUAACUCGUCUUGUCCACUUUUAAGUCACCCGGAAGCUACUUUGCGAGUAAAGCUGCCCUGAAACAUCCAUGUGACUGUAAACACCGUUUCAUUCAGAGUCGCCUCCUGAAGGAAGUGCGUGUUCAGCCUCGGCACACACAAACAAAGUUACCGAGUGAGCGAGAGAGAGAGGGACAGAGAGAGAAAGUCCUUGAAGAGAGCUGAGCUCUCAGUGUCAGACUUUAUGAGAAGAAGCCCUCUGAAGUUGUGAGCUAAAAGCGGGAUGAAAAAAGUCAAAGUGGUGAAGAUGAGAGACACUCGGAGAAAAAACGUGGCGGUGAAUCUUCAGCACUUGUGAGAAGGUGCGCUCGGUGAAAGGAGGCGAAAUAAAAGAGCCUGACGUUCCUGCUGAAGACCCCCCCCCGCCCGCCCUGUGAGCCGGGCAUAACAAGAGAUUUGGUGUGUUGUGUUGUGUUGUUGGGGGAGGCUGGAUAGUAAAGAGAAAAGAGACGGAUAAAGUCUGAGAGUGAAGCGGCUAAUUGCUCAGUCCGUCCCUCAUUACCAUAUCCAAUGCGCGUCCGCUGGACUCCAGCCAAUCCUCCCCACCUUCACACGGUGCCAUUAAUCGUGAGGCAUUAUUCACUAUCAUAAUUAUUAUACCGACAUGCGCAAUCCAACGCACAGCAACAACAGCAACGACAGAAGCAGCGACACCGGCUAAUAUCAGCUUUUUUUUCCUCCUCUCUGCGCUCCGCUUCCAGACUAUUUGCGAACUUUUUGUGUGUUGAUUCAUUCGCUCUUCGCUGAUGUAUCUGCUAAACGCAGAGACAUCACGGAGCGCAAAAGCAGAAGCAUCGCCAGCACUGACGCCAGCAGCAUGUCCCGACGCAAGCAAGCCAAGCCGCAGCACCUCAAGUCGGACGAGGAUCCCGCACUAGCCGGGGUGGUUUCCGAGCACGGUGAGUGGACCAGAUCAGCUGAAGGCUCCUUCCUUUACAGUACAGACAACUUUCUCUCGCAGCUCUUCUCUGCACUAUUUUACUUCCAACAUUCCAGGCUUUUUUUUUUUCUUCUGACUCGUUUCUUUGAGUUUUACCUGAAAUCCAAAGUAUGUUGGCUUCUUUUGGAUUACUGCAGAUUUCCUGAUGGGGAAACAUUCACCCGAAACAGACGCAAAAUGUCCAAAUAAAACCGCUUUAUCAGAAUAACUCAGUCAAAAGUCUUUCCGCAAUUGGCAGAGAAGUGUGCGGCUCUCGUUGGAGAAGUUGUGUGUUUGUUUUAUUCCCAAACAUCAGUCCAACCUGCAGCUCCUCCGGGGUGCACCUAAGCUCCGACUGUUGGCUGAUAAAUGACUUUAAAGACGAAUGUGACCGAUGCAAACAUUCAUUUAUAACAGUUUACACUUGAAGCCUUUAUAUGAUGUGCAGGAGGCCUUUUUGAAAGACGUGUUUAGAAAUAGAAAGGAUUUAAUACUUUUCUUCAUGUCGAAUAUCGGGGCUGUUUUCUGACAUACGUCCUAAAAAUCUCACACAGUUUAGACGUGUCCGUAAACACCAAAAUUUACGCGAAAUUUGCCAAUCUGUUGUCAUUUUUAAAUAGCUGCAAAAUAGUUAUUAAAUCCACAGAAUUGCGGGAGUAAAAAUAAAUCGUAUGGCUUAAAUAUAUAUUUUUUUAAUUUGAUAAAAUAAUUAAAAUCUUUACAGUUAAAUUUGUAUAUUUAUUUAACAUUCGUGUCUUUUGUCCCUGAGCGCCUGUCUGGCUCUCCGAGGAGCAAAAUGCGGAUUCUGUUGCAGGUCGAAGCCUUGUUUUGUUAUGGAAAUGUUUUUUGUUUACCCCCCUCACAUAAAUUUGGCACACUUGAUUUGUUCCCUUUUUGCGCACAAUGUCGACGACAUCGGUUGACAGGGCUCGUCCUCGCCAUGUGGAAAGAAAAAGGCUCAUUCAUGUUUUUUUUUUCUCUCUCUUUUAUUCUGCAUCCAGCCUUUUGCGCAAUUAAACGAACUUUACAGAGUUAAAGUCACACCUUAUGUAAAUCUCAAUGCAGCAGGACUCCUCAUCCCAACAGGAUAACUGAAGGAAUAUUAUUUAUGUAACUGUUUAGGUCAGACAUCCUUCUGAUAAUAGUGUGUCUGAAUUGACAUUUCUUAUAAACUGCAAUUGAAUUCGUAAGUAUUAAUUUAUAAAGAAAAUAGCAGAAAGCCAUGUUUUAUAAACAAAGAAUUAGAGCAAUCAUUGAGUCAUUUCUAAAAAAUACCAAAAACAAUUCCCUUUGCUUUCAAACUCAUCCUCUUUUUUGUGAAGUUUUAUUGAAGAUACAUUUCAUUCUUGACCCUCUUCAAACUGGCGACAAAUCCCUGCUUUAUUUAUAUCUCACUAUAAGCUAAUGUUGGCCAACACACACACACACACACAGACACAGUCACACACACACACACACACACACACUUUGUUGGGCUUCUUUACAAUAGGAGUGCGUGAUGUAAUCUCAGGGGAGCAGCUCUCUUUGCAUGGCGAAAUGUUCGUGUGAGUGGAGGGAAUCACAGCCACCGGUGACUCUUGGCUCUCUUAUAUCGUCCACUCUGUUAAUAUUUCUUUAUUUCACAUUUUUAUUUAAAGAUUUUUUUGCUCGAACGUCGAGGAAAUCUUUUCAAGGCUUAGGUCAGAGAUGCAAAACAUCCAUCUGGUUUCUCUCCUGUGGAAUCAGAGAAUGAAAAGUCCACUUUCCUUGCAUUUUCAUCAUAAAAUUGCAAGGAUAAAUUCAGAUUUUGUUGUAUUUUUUAGCAGAAAUUAUUCUAAAGAUGAGGGGAAAUUAGUGAAGGAAGAGUAAAAACUCAUUUUCUCUUUGCUUUGCCUCCUUAACAGACACCGUCCUUCAGGGAUGUGUAUCUUUAGAGUAAAAAUACCCACAUAAAGAGACAGAGCUCAGGCAAACCUAUAGGAUCUUCAACAUUGUGCUUGACAGUGGAAGUGGCCGUGGAAUGUUCCUGUAGCAGCACCAUAGUGGCUCGCUUGUUUUUCAGGACAGACGUCGCAGUGAAACAAUCCUAAUCCCUUGGCAGAACACAGUGAGCCCAUACACACUUAAAUAAACCUAAUAACAGCAUGUCUCAUCCAAAGCUACCCCACACUUACACACACACACACACAUUUACACACACACGCCAGCUACAAAUGUCACACUGUCGGUGUAUCAUUGCAGCAUGAUCGGAUUCUCCGUUGCCUAAUGCCGUGCUGCAGCUCGUGACGACACUAUUGAUCGCUGGCUCUGACAAAUCAUUGCAUAUAAUGUCAGAGGAAUUCAAAAGUUCCAAUUGUCAGUCGCUGCUUGAUUUAGACUUUAAAUCUAUACAUGUUGGGACGAUGGUGAAGAGAGAGUCAAGCGUUAAGACUGGUGUUCCAGAUGUGCUCAAGGACAAUCUGACCGGGGUGCAUUUCAUGAAAAUAGCUUUCGAACAAGACAAUAACCACAGCAGUGAGAAGCUGUCACAAAAACUCCACCAUGUUUGUUCAUUUUAUUCCAAUUCUUCAACCUUUUUUCUGUGAAUUUGUGCCCCUCUGCAGCUCAGCUACGACUUCUUUCAUGUGCUGGAUCCCUGAAAACAUGAAAAACUAAAAUCAGGUGCCAACAAGCCUGUGUCUGGCACAUCAUCUCCCCCUCAGGCCUUCCGGACACUUGCCCCCCUGGGGGCACUGGGGGUUGUGAGUGUGUGUGUGUGUGUGUGUGUGUGUCUCUGUGUGCGUGUGUUCAGUUGGGAAAAAGAGGAGGGGGGUCUGCUCAGGGAGUGCUUUUAUAAAGCUUGCUGACUUAACCUUUGCAUAGCCAGGCGGGCCAGGUCCUGCCUAGAUGUCAAGCUCUUUGUGCCAUUCGAACGUGUGUGCUGUUGACCUUGGACACGGCUUAGACUCUCGUCCUAGAAAGUGUGAGCAGCGACAAGCUUUUUCAUGUCAUCACUGCUUCCUCUUCAGCACCGCAUCUUUGAAGGUGUGCACACGCAGACUGUGUGGGAGGCGUAGGCAGACAUCUUGCACGUGGAUGUACUUUUGCAUACUCUCAUUUAUACAUUUAUGAACAGGUCUGCAAAGAAACAGCUUGAACAGACAAGAGUUUAUUUCACUUUAGAGGAUUUAAAAAUUGCAUCUCUACAGCUGAGAAUUCAUGUCAGGGACGAUCAUUUGUUGUAUUUUUCACAAAAAAAGAUCAACAAUUAGAAAAGAAAGUCUCUGUUUUUAGUUUGAACACUUUUAACUGGCUCAAUUCUGCACAUUUGUCGUGGGUUCAACUCUUAAAUUCUUAAAGACAGUCACAAAAAUGUAGAACUAUUUCCUUAUGGACUGCUCGAAUGUUGUCGACAAGAGAGCUGAGAGUUAUGAGGUGCAAAAAUAUAUAAUAUAUUGAGGAAAUCCCCGCUGACAGUGACAACAUGCCUCCCCUGCAGCGGGGCUUUGUUUGGCUUUUGUUUUAAUCCCCCCUCACCAGUGGGUGCAGGCCUCUGGACCACCCACACUGUUGUGCCAAAGAUGUCUUCAAGAAGGCACUCAAAUAUGGCCGUGUCUUAAUUACUACUCGGCACUGACAACACACACCAACAAGUUAGGCUGUGAUUGAGAGGGAGGACUAGACAGUGUAGACGUUUCAAAAAGAGCAGAUUUGAGGAAUUUGAGAAACAGCGAAUAAGAUUUUCAGCUUAGCAGCUUUGUUUCUUUCCUGUGUUUGUGAGUUUUGUUGGUUCUUUGGAUAAUUUUGUGUUGACUGUUCUGCUGAUAUGAUUUUGAAUUGCUUAAAAAAUUGGGCAGGGGUAUAAAGGUUCGGAAACAGAGAUUAUUUAGGAUGUUAUUGUGGGUGCCUGAGUUUGUAAGGUGAAAUAGUUUUUGAGCUGAUUUGAAAGAAGAAUCCAACUCUUUUUUUUAAUCGGACCAGAGCUUGAUGCACAGGCCUUGGUUUUAAAAAUGCAGAAUUGAUCAUAUUCAUUCUGGCCUGCUGAAGAUGAGCAUACAGUACACCCUAUAGCCUCCUUCCUUAUCUACAGCUCUUUGCUUAAUCCACAAACAUGCACGCACUCUGACAGCGAGAGCCAUCUUGACGGGUGACACAGUCAUCUGGACGGAGUGCCGUCACUGAAUACUGUAUCGCAAACGCUUACACAAACAAAUCGUUAAUGUUUUGGCUGCUCCACAUCUGCAGGCGAUGACAAAGGCCUCCCUGUUCACGCAGAUAUGACUGUACCACUCUGCAGUAGGGCUGACCAGGCCAGUGACACACAUUUACACACAUUCACAGACACACACACACACUCAGAGCUGUGCUGAGAGCACUCAGUCUGCAGAUCUGAGGAUGCACGGGAUCAUCCGAGGAGAUGAUCUAUCGGUUUCAGCAUAAAGGACAACACCAACUAAUUGUAGGGAAACUGCAUUUUUUGGAUGAUUUGUUGUUGGUUUUGAAAAACACAUGCAAACAAAUGGAGAUGUAGAUUAAUGAUUAAUUGUUUCAUAUAGCAAACAGAUGAAUCAGUGAAAGAGUGAGUAACCACCUCACAAAAAAACCUUCAUUUUGUCUGCGAACCUUCGCUGUGAGGUAAAAUGACCACAUUUAAAUGCAGCGACAAAACGCUUUGUUUUUAAAUCAAAUUUAAUACAAAACGUCCAAAUUCACGACUUUAAAAUCUUCAAAAGAGUUCAUUAGAAUUGAAAGGUUUGUGUACAAAAACACAAUGGAAAAUUUUAACAGGAAAUCAAACACUGUUGAACUCAGCAGGCCUCUUGUUUUCUUCUCACCCUCCCCUCCAAACUUGGGCUGGAUCUCCUGUAUUGUUUUCUCUGUGAGGUUCCAAGGAUGCUGGAGAAGAAUCUAGAAGGAGGAGCAACUCCUCUAAAACUCCCAGUCUUGACACUGUUUGAGGUCCAUUUUUUUUUUUAACAGAGCUAAAAUCAUAAACGAGAUUUUAAAUACCCGUUUUUGACAGAGCUGUUUGAAUCUAGAUACAGCUGAAAUAGAAAUGACAUGUUUUAAAACAAGAUACCGAUGACUUCACCUCAACACAGGGUAAAUGUUACCAGUGCUAUUGUCAGAGUGUGUAUGUCUGUGUGAGUGUGUAUGUGUGUGUAUUUAUCAAGUGAAUCUGGAAAUUGUUAAGAAUGAGACAAUUUGUAAUUGUUGAAUGCUCGGCUCAAUGCUCGGCUCUGUGGCCCUCACAGAAUCGGUGGAAAGCAUGAAUACCUCAUCUGAUAUAAUACGUCAGAUUAGCGGUUUCAGUUAGCAUGCCAAAGAUUGCUCGCCAAGAUAACGAACACACAGUUCCAACGUCGACAAUCCCCCCAUUGACUGCGUUCAGCUUAAUAUUUGCAUCUCAGUAAAUGAAGACUCUUAAAGGAAUGAAAAACGGAUUGGAUUUUUUUGCAGUCUUUCCUUUCUCAUGCUAUAGGAAAAUCAAUACCCCCCUUACACACACACACACACAUAUACUUUUUCAGUGUCUUGCAUACACAUAACCACUGCAAAUGUCGCCUUCACGCAGCUGCACAGCACGAUGGCACCCCUUUUGUUUCGGGGUGAUGGUGAAUGCAAUUAGGAUGUUUUGCAACUUUCAACCACAAGCACAACAAUAUAACCAGUUUGCUGCUUUGCAUUUUGCGAAACUGCUUGUUUGCAGAAAUAUUUGAGCUGCCAGGAAUAAAUACCACAUCUGUCGCGCUUAAUUGCAUCUGUAAUGUUUUGUAAUUGCGAGUCUUUACAUUUUUGCACAAGCCAAACGUCUUCGUUCAAAUUUGAAAAUUACUUGACAUUUUAUACGUUCUUGCAUUGAAUUAAUUUGCGACAUGAUUUGAAAAGAAAUCAAGUAGGAUUUAUACUUUUAGUUUAUUGGAUAACAAAGAAAAUUUCACAAUAUGGAGUUCCAUAUCAGGAAAUGUGAAAUUUCUCUAUUUUUCUUAACUCAGAAAGGUGCAGCUCUUUGCAAGCUGAAUUUGACAUUGUAGCUCUGUGCACAACACCUGCACACACACUCUCUGACAGCAUUAAGCAUGCCUGUGUAUGUGUGUGUGUCUAAGUGUGUUUACAUGUUUUCAUGUGGUGCUUAGCUCUUAUCUCCUUGCAUAUACCCCCCAUCUCCAUUUGUGUGUGUUUUCUCUGUCCAAAUUUGUCUGUGAGAACGUGUGUGUGUGUGUGUGUGUGUGUGUGUGAGGUCAGAGGCACACAAAGGCCCCCACUUGUAAUUGUAUGAAUGAAUAAAAGAGAUUGACAGUAAUACCAUUCUAAUAACUAAUCAGCUCAACACAAUGCCUACUCAUUUGUGUUGACCUUUCAACCCCCAAUUAUGGAAAUGAGUCCUGCUGUCCGCUGCUGGGCUAAGGAGAUUUUUAGCCUGCUGUCACGUGUCACAGGCGGUUCCAAUCAUUUGCUCUUUUUCGGAUUACAUUUUCAGCUUUUAAUGAUAUCUAUAGCAGAUUUAAAAAAAAUAAGAGUAUCUUUUUUAUGCUGACUUUGCUGACAUGUGACUGAAAAAUUAAGGAGAGAUGACAAAUAUUGAAAAGUGAUUAAAAUAACCAGCUUAAAUAUGUUGUAAGCUGAAUUUAAUUAUUCUUAUUGCUCACAUUUUAUUUCUAACAUUAGCAGAGGUGAUUGUUUAAUAUUUGUGAUUUUUUUGCUCUGUCUGCCCUGUCUACAGUUAAGAUAAAGUCAUGGACCCUGUCCUGAUUACUAAUUCACCUACCUUGAUAGCUCGUACCCCCACCUGAAGUGAAAUUACAGGAGGAGUGAUGAAUUUCCUUCCUAAUGAGUCACUGUAAUUGGCACAAAUUCUUCAUGUCUGCUUCACUAUGGCUCACUCUUUUUUUCACCUCUAAAAUGAGAAGAACAACUGUAUGACUGUCAUGAUUACUCAUAUAUAAAGCUUAGCAGGACUUUUAAUGUUGAGUUAACACACACAGUCUCUGAUUUGUGGUAGUUAACAGGAGAUUUUAGGGGCAACAUUGCUCUCUACAUGUCUCAUCUGUUAUAUUCAUAGCUGAUGCUGUUGAAGCUUGUUGAGUAUUUUGAAGCGUUUUAAAAGUGGGAGCAAAUUUCUAGCCAGAGUUAAAUGCUUAUUUUCUUUUUUUCGGGGAAGUAUUUAAGUUUUUAUGCUCUUUUAUGGCCAUGGGCCUGUCCCCAAAAUGUUAUUAACUCACCUAAGAAACCAUCUUCCUGACUGUGUUUCGAAGCAGCUUAUUUUAGACGGACUAUCCCUUUCUGGAAUAAAUCCCUUUUAUUUGCAAUAAUGCCCGUAAAAUUUUCUCUCACUAUUUAAAUUGUGUAAAUUGUGUACUAAAUAGUUUAAUUUCUGGAUAAAUAAUUAUCUUACCAGGUGUAUGUAAGGAUUUGGAGUCUAAACAGAACAGCAGAGUAAGAAAAGAAAGAAAAAAAAGAGUACGGUCAGGAUGCUGUGGUAGCGAAAGUGCACACUUCCUAUGCAUAAUGAAAAGGAAAUAUGUACACACAGACGCAGACAACCAACAAAAUAAACAAAGGAGGGCAGCAGUUUUAACAUGGUUUUGAUCAGGUGUGAAUAAGGUCCAUGUUCGGAGCUUGCACAGGCUUGUUUGACUCUUGAUGGUUGCCCGUGGAAGAGGAAGUGGCUUCCUACAACUGUGAUUAAACAUGUGUAACUAAUCAGAGUCUGUGCUGCCAUGGCACUAGCAUGUAAUUUGUUGAGUCUUAUUUCAGAGAGCAUGGGGAAGAGGGAGAGACAGACAGAAAUGUAGAAACAGAAAAAGAGAAAGUAACACUGGAGACUUUAGUUGAAGGACUAUUUUGAAUUAAGGAGAAUAAAAAUCAUUUUUUUUUAAAUUCCUUUUGUUUUUUAUUUCAUAGUAAGGUUGGCUGGAAUUGUAUAAAGGCGUUACAUCCAAGAUGCCUUUGCCUUCACUCUUGUUAAAACAAUUUUCUUUCAUCAUAACAAUCGAGUGUUUCAACCGGGAGUCCCUCUCUUAGGCUCGGGGUUAAAGUAUUGCCUUUGCAAUGCUAAAUGAAAAGGCCAGGCAUUUGAAAUUCAGGUGGAAAUGACUGGGCCUGAUAGCAGAGGGGAAUCCUAAUGGGGCCAUCAAAGUCCUGAUUUGUACCCAACAGAUGAGGCAGCUGUGAAUUGUAUGAAAUAUUGGAAAUCAAUAAGUUCUAUGGAAUUUCAUUAAGCGGCAGUAUCCACAAUUGAUAGGCCCUCAUAAUUUGAUGGAUUGCACAAAGAAAAUUAUUAGCUGGCUCUAUGGAGAGGGUGUGAAUGCACAAACCUGGGUCUUGAGAAUUGGUGAACUAGGGCAAUUUGUUCAGAGUAAAAAAAAAUAAAAAGAAUAUUGAUUCUGGUUAUGUUAAAAGAGAGAAAAAAAAUCAAAGGUUAAAUCUUUGCAGCAGUGCACUGCAAAAUAAGUGUGGAUUCUUUAUUGAUUAUUUAUUCAUUAAUUCUUCUCUUUUUGCUCCCUCCUCCAUCCCUCUACUCUACUCCCAUGACCCCCUCCCCUCUCUACAGCCCGAGGUGAGGUGCUGGAUGAUGCCGACAGCGGGAACGAGAGCCGCAGUGGCAGUGAAGAGACACACAUAUGUGAGAAGUGUUGUGCUGAGUUCUUCAAGUGGUCAGACUUCUGCGAACAUUUAAAGAACUGCACCAAAAACCCCUUAGUGCUCAUAGUGAAUGACAAUGAUGACACACCGAACCCCUCACAAGAGUACACCGCAGAGCUCUCCCCUGUCCCCAGCUGCCCCAGUGAGCAGGCUGACAGCGAGGACCCCAGGGAGGGCAGCCACAGCCCCACUGGUGAGGGGGAUGACAUUCCAGAGACAGUUAACCUGAAUGGGGUGGAUGUCCUAGAAAAGGAGGAUGAGCAGAUGGAGGUGGAGCUUUCUCCUGAAAAAGCUAUGGAUCUUGAAGAGAGAGAUUUGACAUCUCCUGAGCCAGACACCUCCCUACCUCAACUCAAUGAUGUCGCCCCCUCCACUGUUACAAACUAUGCCAUGCCUAGCACCAACGUCACCUUGGAGACUCUGCAUGGCACCCGGGUUGCAGUUGCUCAGUUCUCACAGAGCGUAAGAGCGGCAGCAGGCAGUGGGGUUUCCACCAUGGCUAUUCCCAUGAUCCUAGACCAGCUGAUGGCCCUCCAGCAGCAGCAGAUACACCAGCUGCAGCUGAUAGAACAAAUCCGCAGUCAGGUGGCUCUCAUGAACAGACAGUCUGCCUCACAGCCUGCUCUUAGUCACCAUCACAGCAAUGUGGCUGGAAACCAGGGGCCUGCAUCAUCCUGUGUCCCUCCUGUCGCAAGUCAGCUUCAACUACACAACUUCAUCACACCCCCUGUCCAUCAGCUGCCUGUAAGGUUGCCGGCAACUCUUAAUGGUCAAGGUCCUUCACCCCUGACCUCAGCAAUAGAGGGGUCACUCUCCCAAACACAACAAAGUGGCAGCCAGCAGUCCACCUCUUCAGUACCCAGCACAUCCUCCAAUAACUCUGUGUUCCCCCCACCAAGUGGUACUGGAUUGUCAUCUUUGCUCCCUCCCUGCUCAUCCUCAGUGACAAACAACAUUAGCACUAGUAGCAGUGCAUCAGGAGGUGGCGGCAUUAACAGCAGCUCAGCUCUUCCCAGGAACUCAACCACCCCUCCUUCACUCAGCCACAGCAGCCUCCUGAGCUCUGCCUCCAGUCUACCGCUGAUACCUCACAGCUCAUCCAGCAGCGUCAUCUUUCCCAACCCGCUGGCCAGUAUAGCAGCCACAGCCAAUGCGCUCGACCCCCUCUCUGCUCUGAUGAAGCAUCGCAAGGGCAAGCCCCCAAAUGUGUCUGUGUUUGACACUAAGCCUAGCUCUGAGGACCCCUUCUUUAAGCAUAAGUGUCGGUUCUGUGCCAAGGUUUUUGGCAGUGACAGCGCCCUACAGAUCCACCUUCGUUCCCAUACUGGAGAAAGGCCCUACAAGUGCAACAUAUGCGGCAACCGUUUCUCCACCAAGGGGAAUCUGAAAGUCCACUUCCAGAGGCACAAAGAGAAGUAUCCACAUAUUCAGAUGAACCCCUACCCGGUGCCAGAGUACCUGGACAAUGUGCCCACAAGCUCAGGCAUACCCUAUGGAAUGUCUUUGCCACCAGAAAAACCUGUCACCACGUGGCUGGAUAGCAAACCCGUCCUUUCCACAGUUCCCACCUCAGUUGGGCUUCAGCUGCCCCCAACGCUGCCGAGUAUGAUGGGAGGUUUUGGCGAGUCUCCAAGCCUCACUCCACUCAACAGGUCCCCUCACCGACCAUCCCCACCAUCAAGCGAGUGUGCGUCUUUGUCCCCUAAUAUCAUCACUGACUCUGGCAUGACCACUACUUCACCUUCCCCGAAACCCACCCAAGGGAGUGAUGCACCUCCCCUUUUGAAACCUGAAGGAGUUCUCCUGCCUCCAAGCUGCUCAAGUAGGCCAGGAGAGAACACAACCACCACAACUACAGUGACCCAAGUGGUCCUCUCUUCUACAGUCACCUCCACCACAACGUCCAACGGUGGCCAGAUUACUGAACCUAGCGCAAACCCCAGCUCUGUUUCAAACCCUGUUUCCCAUCCGGUUCUUCCCAUGCUCUCAGACCAAUUUAAGGCUAAAUUUCCAUUUGGAGGCCUCCUUGACUCUAUGCAAACCUCAGAGACAUCAAAGUUGCAGCAGCUUGUAGAAAAUAUUGACAAGAAGAUGACCGAUCCAAAUCAAUGUGUCAUCUGUCAUCGGGUCCUGAGCUGCCAGAGUGCUCUGAAGAUGCAUUACCGUAUCCACACUGGUGAGAGGCCCUUCAAAUGCAAAAUAUGUGGCCGGGCAUUUACAACCAAGGGGAACCUAAAAACACACUUUGGUGUCCAUAGGUCCAAACCUCCACUUCGGGUCCAGCACUCCUGCCCUAUAUGUCAGAAAAAGUUCACCAAUGCCGUCGUCCUGCAGCAGCAUAUCCGUAUGCACAUGGGGGGUCAGAUUCCCAAUACCCCUGUCCCUGAGAGCCUGCAGGAGAUGGAUACUGACCUCUCCUUUGACGAGAAGAGUUUAGAUGCAAUGAGUAAUUAUGAUGAUGACCUGCUGGAUGAAAUGGAGCAAGCUAUGGAAGAUGAAGCUGACUUGAAGGAGGGGGAAGUGGACCCAUCCAAACCUUACUCACCUGGGAGCUCCCCUCCAACUUCCAUCAUGUCCAGCAUUGCUGCUAUGGAGAACCAGAUGAAAAUGAUCGACUCUACUGCCAACAUGACCCGCUCAUUUGGUCAGAAGCUGAUGCAGAAUGGCAGCAGCUUUGGAGGAGAGACUGAUUGCUUUGCCACUGAUUCCCUAUCUGCAGUGGGGGAUGCUGAAGGUCAAAGCUUGGGGAGCCCUGCUUUGUCUGAGUCCUCUGGCUCUAUGCAGCAUUUGUCCCCAGCUCACAGCCAUUCUGAGAGCCAGCUAUCCAAGUCCCCAGCUACACUCAACAAUAAUAACAACAGCAGUGCCAUGACAGCAGAGGAGGGCCAAGAGAACAAUACAGCUGGCUUGGCAACGGUGAAGUCGGAAAAAUCAGAGACCCCAUCUCCGCUUUCUGCGAGUGAAGGCACCGGGGCUCUUGACCUGACUGCCACUCAACCUGGCAGGCACUUUAUCAAGGAGGAGAGCCACUUCAACAUGCUGUUCCUAAGCAGAGAUCGAGGUGUGUAUGAGCACAAUCAACUCAAACUUAAUGCAGUACACCAAGUAUUCAAAUAUAGGCACAUAUUACACUUAAUAAAAUGCUGUAUAUAAUUUAAAAAAACAUGAAAAAACUAAAAAUAUUUAUUGACAGCGAUGGAAUAAUUUUUUAUACAAUUUAAUGUUUAUGCAUUUGUAAUUUAUGAUUAAUCAUUCUAGAUAAGUCUUAUUAGCAAUAUUUACACAGUGAGCCAUGUGAUUAAAUUUUUUACCCAGCUGCCAGCUUGCUAAGUAACACAAUUUAAUCGUUUUAUGACUCUAAUAUCAACUUGACUUCUCCUUUUCAGGCCUAAGCACUCCUAAUUUGGCCAGCACUGCAUCAAACAUGAUCAAAAUGGAAAUGAAUGGACACGGCAAGUCACUGACUCUUGACAACUCACACCUGCCAGUGGGCAUCCAGGUCCCUGCUGCAGCACCCCAGACCACCAUGAGCCCCAGCAUGAACCCAAUGUUGGCACCCCCACCUCCACGACGCACUCCAAAGCAGCACAACUGCCAGUCGUGUGGGAAGAAUUUUUCCUCAGCCAGUGCACUGCAGAUCCAUGAGCGCACACACACUGGAGAGAAACCUUUCGCCUGCUCUAUCUGUGGGAGGGCUUUCACCACAAAGGGCAAUCUAAAGGUAUGAGCCAAUUCUGCAUCACAUCAGGGGUUGCAAAACUGCAUGCAAUAUAAGGUGCAAUACUCUGGGAGGGAUUCAGACCUUUAAAAUAUUUUAUAUUUAUAAUAAUUUAUAUAUUAAAUUUUAAACGUGUCAACAGAACUUAAAGUCGGGCGCUUCCCUUACAAAUUGGUAGUAUUUGUUCAUGUUACUGAGUUCUCCUUGUAUCAGGAUGACAUAUUAUGUUAGACUUGUCUUUUUCCCAUCCAGCCUCAUCGUUGAAUAUACAUUUGUGACUCAUCAUGCCACACUCCUGAUGUUUCCUUUCAUGUGUUGCUAUUUUUAGGUUCACAUGGGAACACACAUGUGGAACAACGCUCCAGCCCGAAGAGGUCGGCGACUGUCUGUGGAGAAUCCCAUGGCCCUGCUGGGCGGGGAUGCCAUGAAGUUCAGCGAGAUGUUCCAGAAAGAUCUGGCGGCUCGGGCUAUGAACGUUGAUCCAGGUUUUUGGAACCAGUACGCAGCCGCCAUCACCAACGGACUGGCUAUGAAGAACAAUGAGAUUUCUGUGAUACAGAACGGAGGCAUCACACAGCUCCCCGUCAGCCUUGGCGGUGCUGGAAUCACCUCACUGGGAGCCAUGCCGGGAGGAAUGGACCGUGUUCACACUGGCAGCAGCCCUCCUAUGAUGGGUAUGGAGAAGGCUGGUCUGGAUGUGGGGGCCAGUCGCCCCUUCUCCAGAUUUAUGGAGGAAAACAAAGAGAUUGGGAUCAAUUAAAGACUUUUCUCUAGUAUUCUGAGGUAGGCGACUUGCAAAGACUCUUGAGACAUAAGAGUCUGAAAACAAGGAAAGAAACUGCUGAUCCAGUCUGAACUUGUGCGUACUAUAUUAUGUACAGAUUAAAUAUUUUUUGUUUGGUUUUGGAAAUAUGGUAUUUAGUAUUGAUUAGAGGUCUUUGCCUUUCACUCAUCCCCUCCUCACUUGAUAUUUCGCCUAUACGAAGAAUACUUUGUCUCUUGUUUGAGAAUAUGUCGUCUUGCAAGAUUUGCAUGGUACUUAUUGGUUUUUAUCAGUAUGUUUGACUGCUUUUAUGACUUCUUUUGAAAACCAGGAUCCUGCCUCAGUUACGAUGGGCAAGCAUCUUGUCGGGACUGGAUUAAAACUGAAAACAUAUGUGUUCAAUGACGGUCUGGCUGUUGUCUGGCAUCCUUGAAUGCUCUUUGAAAUAUAAAAGGGGCAUGGAUAGACUGAAGUAAAGACUGAAGAAUAGUUUGUCUGUGCUCGCCUGAAAUUUUGUUUUUCAUGAACUAGAAAACUUGAAAAAAAUAAUGUUUGAACUAUUUUAAUCUUUACAUUAGUCUCCCAGCAUUGUCUUAUAAUAUUGUCCUGUGUCUUUAGUAUUUAUGAUAUUGACAAAAAAGCGGGUAUACAAAAAUAUAUUUAAUGGCCCAAGCAUUUUAUUGAUCCAUUUUUUUUCUAAACUGCAGGCUUCACUGAUGAAUAUCUCUUUAAUAAAGACAAUAUGUCGUUUGAGUUGAACUACAGAGAAAACUGUACGUUUUAUUUGGAUAUCUGUUGAGACUAUGUGUAUCUCCUUACAUGGUAAAGAGGCUAGAGAUAUCCGAAGCUGCUAUGACCACAACCCUGCUUUUAACCUUUGUAAAAAGAAAAAAGAAGUGAUCCUUUUGAAGAAAUAUCUAUGUAUAGAAAUACAGACAAAUCUAAAACAGGUAUGCAUAUUUUGUAUCACAUAAAAAUAGACAUCAUGAGUUGAGAGUAUUUGUCAUGUUUGUGAAUGCACUUUUUAAAAACAAAGACGUUUUGUCUGUGAGUUACCGUUAACCUUUUGACUGAGCUAUCUAUCACAUGCUGUUUUCAUUGUUUCCAGCGUACCACUCCUACAAUUUGCAGAGUCGGUUCUCUGUUGUUGCAUCUGUGCUACUUGUCAGAGUGCAAACUCAUCACUCAAUCAAAACCUUCUUAAAUAAAAAUAAGAGAACAGGUG
This is a messenger RNA of Xyrichtys novacula (pearly razorfish), 15834 nucleotides long. NCBI's taxonomy places the organism in Eukaryota, Metazoa, Chordata, Actinopteri, Labriformes, Labridae. The record is from the annotation of a GenBank genome assembly.